AUGGUAUACGAGAGCGCGAGGGUGCGUUGCAGCUUCGGGACAACCUCAUGGGUUCGCCUCUCCAGAGGGUACACGGAGGCCGGCCUGCUCUCGCAGGUCAUCGACGCCUUUGGCGGCGACACAAAGGGCGGCGAGAGCGUCGCCGACCUCCAGGCAAUGCUGACAGGCCUGGUGGCGAACAAGAGGUUCCUGCUCGUGGUCGACGACGUGUGGUACGGCGGGGUGUGGGAGGACAUGCUGCAGAACCCACUGGAGCGCGGCGGCCGGGGCGGCAAGGUGCUGGUCACAGCGCGGCGCGGCAGCACCGCCCGCGAGAUGGGCGCCGGCCUUGUCCACCGGGUGAAGAGGCUCAGCGCCGACGAUGUCUGGCUGCUUCUCCGCACGGCGGCGUGCGUGGCCAACGACGAGAGCCAGCUGAAGGGCGUGGGCGAAAGGCUCGUCGAGAAGUGUGGCGGCAUCCCUCUGGCCAUCAAGGCGGUCGCCGGCGUGCUGAGGACACGGGAGGCCAGCGCCGACGCGUGGGGGAAGGUGCUCGCGAGCCCCGCGUGGCUGGUGAAGGGGCUCCCGGACGACGCCAUGAGGGCGCUGUACCUGUGCUACGAUGACCUGCCGCACCACCUGAAGCAAUGCUUCCUCUACUGCUCGCUGUUCCCCCCGGGCUUCCCUGUCGAAAGGCGGGUGCUCCUGCAGCACUGGAUGGCCGAGCGCUUGGUGCAGAGUAGGAGCGGCGCCUCCAUCGAGGAGGUAGCCGAGGGGUACUACGACGAGCUCGUCGGCAGGAACCUUCUCCAGACGACGCAGGAGGACGUGCGCGGGUGCACGGUGCACGAAGCGCUGCAUGCUCUGGCGCAGCUGCUCCUGCAGGGCGAGGGCUUCACCGGCGACGUCCAGCGGCUGCCCGACGACGGCGACGCCUCGUUCAGGCCACGGCGCGUCUCGCUUCCGGGAAGAAACAUGGCUGCGGUACCAGAGUGGAUCCUGAAUUCGGAGAGGGUAAGGACGCUGCUGCUUCCCAGGAACCCACUGGCAACCGAAGGAAACAUCUUCGCGAGGCUGCAUCACCAGCUGCGAGUCCUCGACCUGAGUGAAACAGGUAUUGUGCUCAUCCCAGAGACUCUGGGGAAUAUGGUUCACCUGAGGCUCCUCAACCUGUCCCGGACAGGGAUACAGGCGAUUCCAGAGUCCAUCGGCAACCUGUGGAGCCUGAAAUUCUUGCUGCUGAGGGAGUGCAAGUCACUGCAUGCUCUGCCCAAAGGCAUGAAGCACCUGAGGGGGCUCAGAGAUCUUAACCUUGAUGGAACGACGAUCAACGCCGCCGCGUUCAGGGUAGGCCAGCUGAGAAGCCUCACCUCCCUCCGGUGCUUCGCCCUGACCAGCAAAGAGGACAGGGGCGGGUGGCCUCUGGCUGAGCUCAAGCACUUGUGCCAGCUGAGGAUACUCCAUGUGCACAAGCUCGAGAGGGCCCCCGGUCGGUCUGAGGCAGCUGAAGUGGCACUUGCCAGCAAGAUGAGCCUCAGGGAGCUCGCGCUGUCAUGCAGCGACGACACUGUGAGUCUGCCGCAGACACCAACGGCUGUCAGGAAGAUUGAGGAUGUGCUUGAAGAGCUCAACCCUCCACCGUGCCUCGAGUCGCUAAAGAUUGCCGGCUAUUUUGGGGCCAAGUUCCCCAGCUGGCUCUCAGACAUUUCCCUCCCAAAUCUUCGCCACCUCGACAUCAUCGGGUGCAACUUGUGCCAGUCCCUCCCUCCACUAGGCCUGAUGCCAGAGCUGAGAUCGUUGAGCAUUGUCGAUUCUUCAGCUCUCAUGUCAAUCGAUGCAGAGUUCAUGGGCAAAUGCCACCACCCUGAGGUACCUUUUCCAAAGCUCGAGAACCUGCGCUUGCAAGGACUACGUAAGCUUGAAACAUGGAUGGAUAUCGAGGCAGGAGCGUUGCCCUCUUUGCAGGCAAUGCAACUCGAGAGCUGCCCUGAGCUGCGAUGCCUGCCUGGCGGCCUCAGACACAUGACAUCCCUGGUGGAGCUGCGCAUAGUGGACAUGGCGAGUCUCGAGGCUGUGGAGGACAUUGCUGCACUGAGGGAAUUGAGCGUUUGGAACGCACCUGAUCUGAAGAAGGUAUCAGGCGUGCCUUCCCUUGAGGACCUUAGCAUAUCCCACUGA
Messenger RNA from Triticum turgidum subsp. durum (durum wheat), 2157 nucleotides. The record is from the annotation of a GenBank genome assembly. Lineage: Eukaryota; Viridiplantae; Streptophyta; Magnoliopsida; Poales; Poaceae.